AUGGAGGAGCAGCAAGAGCCUCAUUCACUGGCGUCGACGUUUCCAAACCCACCGGAUUUCUGGAAGGAAUUCACGCCGGAGAGGAUCGCAGAGAUUGCCGAGCUGCGACGAGCUCAAGCCGCCGAUGGCCAAAGCCAGGACGCAGACAAUGUGCGAAUCCCGAAUCUGCCUGAGCAUCUAAUGGCUCUGCAGCCGCCGCCAGAACCGGCAGAUGGACGGUGGCGAGUCUUUGGCGACCAGUACAUGCUCGACGACAGGCUCCCGACUCUCGAGGACCAGGGCAUCGAAAACCUGCCUGCAACGGCUUCCUCCAGCGCCAAAGACGCCAAGCACUACGAUCGUGCCUUUGAGCUCAAGCGUCUGACCAAGUCGCUGCUGCUCAACUUCCUCGAGCUGGUCGGCACCAUGACGCGCAACGCGGCCGACGCUGAGGCCAAGGUCGCCGACGUGCGCACCAUCUUGAUCAACAUCCAUCACAUUCUUAACGAGUACCGGCCACACCAGGCCCGCGAAUCCGCCAUCGAAAUGAUGCAGGACCAUCUUGACCGCACGCGCACCGAGACGGCCGCCAUUCGCACGCAGGUCGAUAAAGCGAGAAAAGUGCUAGAAGGCCUGGGCAGCCUGGACUUGUCAGCGAUUCAGAAGAUUGGCGAAAUGGAAGACAACGGAGCGCGAAUUGCAAGAGCUCAAGCUGACGCGGGUGAUUUUGUGGCCGCGUGCGAAGCCUGGAUGCAAAUGCACCGCCAGAUGUAG
Trichoderma virens Gv29-8 is the source of this 753-nucleotide messenger RNA. RefSeq lists its product as uncharacterized. The record is from RefSeq and is a predicted model, not a curated record. Gene Ontology annotation, biological process: regulation of transcription by RNA polymerase II. Gene Ontology annotation, molecular function: transcription coregulator activity. Gene Ontology annotation, cellular component: core mediator complex; mediator complex. The transcript is spliced from 3 exons. NCBI's taxonomy places the organism in Eukaryota, Fungi, Ascomycota, Sordariomycetes, Hypocreales, Hypocreaceae. Bases 1 to 753 code for a protein of 250 amino acids.